Messenger RNA from Fulvia fulva, 3546 nucleotides. RefSeq names its product Peregrin. The record is from RefSeq and is a predicted model, not a curated record. The transcript is spliced from 2 exons. Bases 1 to 3546 code for a protein of 1181 amino acids. Gene Ontology annotation, biological process: regulation of transcription by RNA polymerase II. Lineage: Eukaryota; Fungi; Ascomycota; Dothideomycetes; Mycosphaerellales; Mycosphaerellaceae.
AUGGCGGCCCCAGAACUGUCCCCGCGACGCGCACAGCGAACACCCGCUCGACAACACCGUGCACUUGCCUCCAUCGAGCUGGCCACCGAGCCAGCCAACCCCAACAAACGGCGCAAGUUCCUGCCUGGCGGACCUGGAGGCGGCGGCAGAUACAUCGACGAACACGGCCACGAGCUCAGCAGGGAGCAGGUGGAGGCGGAGGGUCUGCGUACCCUCCCCAGAUCGCGACCCAGGCGUGAGACGUCGCACGUGGACAGAUCGCUGCGCGUGGCAGUAACCGAGACGCCGCUUGUCACACGCUCAGCAGUCCGUCCCAGUUCAAGCAUGACAACGAGACCACGCCGAGAGCGCGAACGCCCUGAGCGAUACCAACCCCAGCCCGCAACACCCCGCCCACGAUAUAGCAGCGCGGCAGCGGCGGCAGCUGCGAGUCAGGCAAGCGAUGGAUACAAGCCGAGGGAGGAGCGUAGCUGGGAAGAGUUCCACCCUGACUUAGGUCUGGAUGCAGGCUUGUUACUGUACACCGCAGACGAGGUGGAUGGCAGAAUAAGCCGUUACGAUCCGAAGCUCCAGACGCUCAACAUACGCGGGUUCGAUGGCGAGCCGCUGGCAAAUGGGGACAUUGAGAUGAAAGAUGCUCCCGAGGAGGUUGAGGAACUGUCGUUUGGCUCGUCUUCCCUGUCACCACUGAAGCGCAAACCAGGCAGGCCGCCUAGGAGGCCAGAGGCGAUGCUGAACGGAUUGGGAUCUCCACCCGCCCCUAGAAUCAUGCCUCUCCCGACACAUAAUCCUAAAGAGAGGUUGAACCUCCCCAAGCCAUCCUUCCGACACUACAACCAUUUCCUGCAGUACGAGGAAGAUCAGAAGGAGAAUAAGGUCAACUACGUAGAUCGUACCAUGGCGCACGUGGGUUACCAGGAGACGGAUCGCUAUGAGCUACUUCCCGCAGCUUUGAUUCGCCUGUCUGAGGGACAGCAGGCCGAAGACGAGGCAGAAGUGGGCCUGAGGCUGGAAAGUGAUGGCCCUCUGCCAAGUGGACAAGCGGGUGUGAUUAUCAGUAAGGUCGAAUACGACAUGGACGAGCAAGAUGUGGCAUGGCUCGAUGACAUCAAUCAGCAACGCAAAGCGGAACUACAAGUCGAUGCGAUCAAACCUGCGAUCUUCGAGAUCACCAUGACUCAAAUCGAGAAGGAGUACCAUGCAUUGGAAAAGCGCAUACCGAAACCGCAGCCAAGACACGCUCAGACGCAUAGGCCGCGUUCGAGCUCUCAAGCAGCUGUCAAUGGCGAUCCAAAUCCGCCGGGAGAGGAGCCCGAUAGUAAGUGUUCGAUCUGCGACGACGGAGACUGUGAGAAUGCCAACGCCAUCAUCUUUUGUGACGGAUGCGACUUAGCGGUUCAUCAGGAGUGCUACGGUGUGCCCUUCAUUCCAGAGGGACAGUGGUUUUGUCGAAAAUGCAAAGAGAUUGGCCGCGGAACACCAACGUGUAUCUUUUGCCCAAACGUGGAUGGUGCAUUCAAACAGACCAGUACGCUAAGGUGGAGCCACCUACUGUGUGCCAUCUGGAUCCCGGAAGUCUCGAUCGCCAACACCACAUUCAUGGAGCCGAUCCAGGAUGUCGACAAAGUGCCAAAGAGCAGAUGGAGAUUGACGUGUUACAUCUGCAACCAGAAAAUGGGAGCUUGCAUACAGUGCGGGAACAAAAACUGCUACCAAGCGUUUCAUGUGACAUGUGCGCGCCGCGCGAAGCUUUUCCUCAAAAUGAAGUCGCAGAACCAGCAAGGCAUCGAUACUACCGCACUAAAGGCAUUCUGUGACCGACACGUCUCUCAAGACUGGCGGAGAGCACAUGACACCGAAAAUGCGACCAUCGAAGCCAAACGAUGGUACAAGCACGCUUUCAAGGACCGGAAGUGGGCUGACAGCCAAAGUGCAGCUCAAGAGCUUGGUGCACCACCACCGCCGGAUGGUGGCCUGGGUGGCGACAGUGUGGAUGAUACUAUCGCUGUCACUCCUGGAGCUGGCAGACGAAAAAAGCAGCCACAAAAGUCAAGCUGGAGAUUGGCUUCAGGCGCUCCAGUCGUCCCAGCUGUCGUCUUCAACGCAGUAGAAGCAAGUCUUGCACGGUUCACCAUCCGUAAGCGGAAGGAGUUCGUUGAGAGGGCCUGUAGAUACUGGACGCUGAAGAGAGAAGCUCGCAGAGGUGCUGCUCUGCUGAAACGCCUGCAGCUGCAGUUGGAAAGCUUUUCUAGCAUGGAAGUCACCCGCCGUAACUUCGCAGGCAUGGGCGCUGCUGGGCUACCACGACUGAAGCGACGUAUCUCGUUUGCCAAGAUACUGCAGAAAGAUAUGGGUUUCUUGAAGAAUCUGACUGCCGACAUCAGACAGCGGGAAGAAUUACGCCUGAGGGAGAUUGAGCUUCUGAAAGAGCUUGUUGAUACAGUUUACUUCCCCAUACCGCCGCUACUGUGGCCCAUUCUGCGGCGCGCCCAAAAGCUUGAUGAGAAGACUCGCGUAUUUCGCGCCGGCUUCGAGAUCCUGGAACAGCGGCUUCACGAACGAUACUAUACCUCGGUCGCGGACUUUUCGCAAGACUUCUCCCGCGUCGUUGGUCAGGCGCUUGCCUCCCGGGACAAGGUUGACUUGACUUCGGACGCAGGCAUCGAUAACAUCCAUGCCCAGCUUCUUGAGAACAAGCCUGGCACCGCUGAGCACAUGGCUCUCACGCAAGAGCAGAAGGACUUGAAGCGCGUAGCUAAGCGAGUGCUCAAGCCAGUCAGAGAGCUUCUUGAAGAGGCCACUCGUAAAGAAGCUCAAUUACGAGGGCUUGAGUUGGAAGAAGAGCUUCGCAAGCUGGACUCGAUGGGCAUCUUCGCAUCCGCCACCAGGGAGGAUGGCGAAGAAGAGAUCGAUUCAGCCAACCGACGUCGGACAGCUUCGGACGCCUCGGCAGUUGCAGGUGCGUCUCACGACAUUCACGACACGGGAAUGAUCGAUGCUGACGAACCAACCGACGAUGCAGCCAUCCACUUGAAUGUGGCAGGCAACGACGCCACGACACCAGUCCCCGAAGCCAAGACCGCGCCUGCCAGCAAGGCUGCGAGCUACGCUUCCUCAAUACCAGAGCACCAAUCGAAGACGCGCAGCGACAGACCAGCUGAGCCACUCUCACCGCCAAUCUCGCGGUCAUCCUCCGCGCCUAAUGGCCCAGAUGGCUCUACCAGUGGCGACGACAGCAACGUCCUCUCCGAAUCCCACGACGUCUUCGCCCAAGGCGGUGUGCCGUGGUACCUCGAGCCCUUCGAUCCGCUCGGCACAACAAUCCACGAGGAACGCUACACUGGUCGCGCAGUGCUGCGUGACAUGUCUGAGGAACUCUCCGACAUGGACGAGGACACGCUUACGGAGCUUGCCCCUGUCGGUGUCGAGGACACUCCGAAUGGCACUGGCAGUACCAACGGCACUGGGCCGACGCCAGCGCGGGCUGACGCUAUCAAGAAGGCGAACAAGAAGAAGAGAGGUCGUAGACAGCACUGGUCUCGGUAG